GGGAGGGUAAAUUCGCCGCCGCCGAAGCCGGUUGUCGCGAUGUACUCGCCGAUGAUGCGGCGUUGAAUUUUUCGAUUUCCCUGUCGUCGUUUAUAGUAUCUUCCAGAGGGAGAGAGUGAACAGCUGUAAGUCGCAGGGAAACGAAACUUUUUUUUAAAUCACAAAAAUGGAUCUCACCGAUGACAAUCUGUUGACGUUGAGCGAGUAUCUCAAGCACACCCUCAGUCCGGAUGUGAACGUCAGGCGUCCAGCCGAGAAAUUCUUAGAAUCGGUGGAAGUCAAUCAAAACUAUCCCUUACUGCUGCUCCAUUUGGUGGACAAAUCUGAAAUUAAUAUCACUAUCAGAAUCGCUGGUGCUGUUGCGUUUAAGAAUUAUGUUAAGCGUAAUUGGAAAGUGGACGAGGAUUCAGCAGAUCGCAUACAUAUUCAGGACAGAGACGCUAUCAAGAAGUUAAUUAUUAAUCUAAUGUUACACUCGCCAGAUUCGAUACAGAAACAAUUGUCAGAUGCUGUAUCCAUUAUUGGCAAAUAUGAUUUUCCAAAUAAGUGGCCGGAACUGAUCGAUCAGAUGGUAGAUAAGUUCAGUACCGGUGAUUUCCAUAUAAUUAAUGGAGUUUUACACACCGCUCAUUCCUUGUUCAAAAGAUAUAGAUACGAAUUUAAAAGUGACACUCUAUGGAGAGAAAUAAAAUUUGUGUUGGAUAAGUUUGCGAAGCCUUUAACAGAUUUGUUUUUAGCUACAAUGAAUUUAACGCAAGUACACGCCAAUAAUGUGGAUGCUUUAAGAGUCAUUUAUAAUUCUUUAGUUAUCUUGUGUAAAGUGUUUUAUUCCCUUAAUUUUCAAGAUCUACCAGAAUUUUUUGAAGAUAAUAUGGAAGCAUGGAUGAGAAACUUUCACACCUUGUUGAAUGCAGAUGUUCCCUCCUUGCAAACUACAGGCGAGGAAGAAGCAGGUGUAAUAGAACAAUUAAAAUCGCAAGUGUGUGACAAUGUAGGCCUAUAUGCUCAAAAGUAUGAUGAGGAGUUCCAACCAUAUUUACCCGAAUUUGUUACAGCAGUUUGGAAUUUACUUACAUCUACAGGACAACAACCCAAAUAUGAUGCGUUAGUUUCAAAUGCAUUGCAAUUCCUGGCCACAGUAGCUGAUCGAGCACAAUAUAGGCAUUUAUUCGAAGAUCCGACAACUCUUAGUAGUAUAUGUGAAAAAGUUAUUAUCCCUAACAUGGAAUUUAGAGAAUCAGACAAUGAAUUGUUUGAGGAUAAUCCUGAAGAAUAUAUUAGACGGGAUAUCGAAGGCAGCGAUGUCGAUACCAGAAGGCGUGCUGCGUGUGAUUUAGUUAAAGUAUUGUCCAAAUAUUUUGAAGCGAAAAUAAUGGAAAUUUUUGGAGCAUAUAUACAGAUAAUGUUGCAAAGUUACGCCGAUAAGCCGUCAGAAAACUGGCGCAGCAAAGAUGCUGCUAUUUAUCUUGUCACAAGUAGUGCGAGCAAAGGACAAACGCAGAAGCACGGAGUUACUCAAAGUAGCGAAUUGGUCUCGUUACCGCAAUUCGCUGCACAAUAUAUCGAACCUGAGUUAUCAAAACCAAACGUGAAUGAGUUUCCGGUACUUAAGGCAGAUGGAAUAAAAUUUAUAAUGACGUUCAGAUCGAUAUUACCUCGUGAUAUGGUAGUAGGAAGUUUACCACAAUUAACAAGACAUCUCAGUGCCAGCAGUAUCGUUGUGCACAGUUAUGCUGCUUGUGCAAUUGAAAAGAUAUUGGCGAUGAGGGGUGCUGAUAAUGUGUCCAUAGUUAAAGGUGUCGAUCUGUCGCCGUUAGCAACAGAUUUGUUGAAAGGACUUUUCGCGUGCAUGAACAUUACGGGCUCCGAGGAGAACGAAUAUGUCAUGAAGGCCAUUAUGAGAAGUUUCGGUAUUUUGCAAGAAGCUGUAGUGCCUUUCUUAGCCGAAUUACUUCCGAAACUCACCGAGAAACUUGCGAUCGUGUCUAGGAAUCCAAGCCGGCCAAACUUUAAUCAUUAUCUCUUUGAAACCUUAAGUUUGUCUAUCAAAAUUGUUUGUAAAACAAACUCUGAGGCAGUGUCAUCUUUUGAACAAGCAUUAUUCCCCAUUUUCCAAGAAAUUUUACAACAAGAUAUACCAGAGUUCAUUCCCUAUGUCUUUCAAAUUCUUGCACUACUUUUGGAGUUGCGAACCAGUCGAGAUGUACCAGAGACCUACAUGGCUUUGUUCCCGUGUCUGUUAUCACCCGUAUUAUUUGAACGUCAGGCCAACAUUCAUCCUUUGAACCGUUUAUUACAAGCAUUUAUUAGUCAUGGUUCGCAUCAGAUUGUAGCGCAAGAUAAGACGAGUGCAUUACUAGGAGUAUUUCAGAAGUUAAUUGCAUCGAAAGCAAACGAUCACGAAGGAUUUCUACUGAUACAAUGCAUCAUUGAAUAUUUUGAACCGACCAUUUUGGAGCCAUACAUGAGGCAGGUCUUCGUGCUUCUCUUCCAAAGACUUUCUACCUCAAAGACAACGAAGUUUGUAAAAGGUCUAAUAGUAUUUUUUGCAUAUUAUAUUAUUAGAUACACAGCGUCGAACUUGAUCGCGAUUAUUGACCAGAUUCAACCACAAAUGUUUGGAAUGGUGGUGGAGCGCGUGUUCAUAACCGAUCUGCAGAAGAUAUCGGGUGAGAUAGAGCGCAAAGUGGUGGCUGUCGGAAUGUCAAAUUUGCUAAUCGAUUGUCCCGCGAUGCUUGAAGCUCCCUAUCAUUCGUACUAUGCUCGUCUAUUGGCCGCGUUGGUGGAAUUCUUUGAGCUGCCGCAGGAUCAAACUUCAUUACCGGAAGACGAUGUGUUCCCGGAAGUUGAUGACACGGUCGGGUAUCAAGUGGGCUACAGUCAACUCAUCUGUGCGAGAAAUUCUCGGAAGGAUCCCUUGUCAAAUAUCGGUGAUAUACGUUUGCAUUUGGCGCAAGGUCUCGGGAGACUAUCGCCGGGACAUUUGCCAGGAUUGUUGGGUCAGAUUCCUGAGCCGAAUGCAAAUCACUUGAGAAAUUAUCUCCAAACAGCUGGUAUUACUGUUGCAUAAUAUGAGCUAGAUGUCCGAGAUAGAUUGAAGAUCCAUUUAAUAGCUCGAAGAAUUAACAAUAUUGAACUUGAUAAAUUGUAAUUAAAGAAAGAUCCCUUUUAUAUGAUAAUUGUACAAUUCAUGAAAAAAUAUACAUUAUCGAUUCAGCCUAUUUGUAAUAGGGAGAUAUAAUAGGAAA
Messenger RNA from Nylanderia fulva, 3248 nucleotides. It is a transcript of the gene Cse1, whose product is annotated as chromosome segregation 1. Gene Ontology annotation, molecular function: nuclear export signal receptor activity; small GTPase binding. Gene Ontology annotation, biological process: protein import into nucleus; protein export from nucleus. Gene Ontology annotation, cellular component: nuclear envelope; cytosol. Lineage: Eukaryota; Metazoa; Arthropoda; Insecta; Hymenoptera; Formicidae. The record is from RefSeq and is a predicted model, not a curated record.